CGUCCUCAUUGUUCGUAACAGCCUCCAAAAAACACAGUCGCCCACCAUGCCUCCUCCAAAAUCCAAAGGCGGGAAGAUGCUUUCCCUGAUCAACUGGCGAAUGAAGGUCACGAUCAACGACGGCCGCGCGUUCGUCGGGCAGAUGCUCGCGUUUGACCGCCACAUGAACCUCGUCCUGGCCGAGUGCGAGGAGUUUAGGCGGAUACGACCGAAGAAAAAGCAGGGAGAGACGGAGGCGGGGCCCGUGCAGGAGAUGAAAAGGACACUCGGGCUCGUCAUCUUGCGCGGCGAGACGGUCGUCAGUCUCUCGGUGGAGGGUCCGCCGCCGGUGGUGGAUGAGGACAAGAAGAACGCUCUCCCGAUUGGUCCUGGGAGAGGUAUGCCGGCCGGUCGUGGUAUGGGUAUGAUGCCGCCAAUGGGGGCACCGGCGUUGCAACGCCCGCCCAUGCCGUUUGCUCCAGGUAUGCCUCCUGCAGGAUUCCCUCCUGGCUUCCCUGGCGGUCCUCCUGGUAUGCCGCCCUUCGCGCCGCCUCCAGGGUACGGUGGCCCGCCUCCUGGCUUCCGACCGCCACCCCAGUGAUCGAUCGCCCUUCAAUCUUCUGCGAAGGCCUUGUAUUCUAUUUGUUCCUCUCCAUUUCUCUCCUCACUGACAUGCGAGCAAGAAGCUCUAAGAAGGCUUGUCGGAGGCCAGCCUUGGCUGUGACCUGUACUGUCUCCUGCGCGGUGAUACUGGGAUCCGAAAAUGCCCUUUGAAAUUGUUCUUGCGUGUGCGUCUGGAGAAAGGUUUGUAUGGGUAAAAUUUUUCAGUAACGUGUGCGGACCUAGCGUGCUGUCCUGUUCUCGAAGUCGUGUUCUCUUGAUAUUGAAUCUGCUUCCUGCUAUCUGCUAUCUGCUAUUUAGACGUGGCACUUGCCUUUGCACGCAAAGAACUCGGCAACAUGCAUUGUCUCGCUGCCGGUUAGAAGCAUAGACGGUCGUGUGAGUGGUGAUUCCGUCCGCAAAUUGGUAUAGAGCCCCUCGAUGGC
Molecule: messenger RNA, 1025 nt
Organism: Laetiporus sulphureus 93-53
Lineage: Eukaryota; Fungi; Basidiomycota; Agaricomycetes; Polyporales; Laetiporaceae
Product: Sm-like ribonucleoprotein
Exons: 5
Coding region: 47-580 (177 amino acids)
Biological process (GO): mRNA splicing, via spliceosome
Cellular component (GO): U2 snRNP; U1 snRNP; U5 snRNP
Molecular function (GO): RNA binding
Source: RefSeq, a predicted model, not a curated record